Phascolarctos cinereus (koala) is the source of this 2942-nucleotide messenger RNA. RefSeq names its product potassium inwardly rectifying channel subfamily J member 10 (gene KCNJ10). The record is from RefSeq and is a predicted model, not a curated record. Gene Ontology annotation, cellular component: plasma membrane. Lineage: Eukaryota; Metazoa; Chordata; Mammalia; Diprotodontia; Phascolarctidae. Gene Ontology annotation, molecular function: inward rectifier potassium channel activity. Gene Ontology annotation, biological process: regulation of monoatomic ion transmembrane transport; potassium ion import across plasma membrane.
UCGCUGCGGAGGGAGGGGGCGGCCCGGCCCGGCCCAGCUCUGCCCCCGGCCCGGCCCGGCCCUGGCCCCGGCCCCCGGCCCCAGCCCAGCCCUUAUCUGAUCGACUGGUCUAGUUUAAGAGCCCGGCCCCGCCCGUCACACAGCUCCGCUCCUCUCCUCACCCUCCAGCCCGCCCCGUCAGUCAAGCCUUCAGUACAUUCUCUCGGCCACCCGGUCCGAGGUGCCUCCCUCUGCCCAGGACCCAAGAUGACUUCAGUUGCAAAGGUGUACUACAGCCAGACCACCCAGACAGAGAGCCGGCCCCUGAUGGGCCCGGGGCUGCGCCGCCGGCGGGUCCUGACCAAGGAUGGCCGCAGCAACAUCCGUAUGGAACACAUUGCUGACAAGCGCUUCCUCUACCUCAAGGACCUAUGGACCACCUUCAUUGACAUGCAGUGGCGCUACAAGCUGUUAUUAUUCUCUGCCACCUUUGCAGGCACCUGGUUUCUGUUUGGUGUGGUGUGGUAUCUGGUGGCUGUGGCCCAUGGAGACCUCCUGGAGCUAGGGCCUCCUGCUAACCACACACCCUGUGUGGUGCAGGUACACAUAACAGGUGCCUUCCUCUUCUCCCUCGAGUCACAGACCACCAUUGGCUACGGAUUCCGUUAUAUUAGUGAAGAGUGUCCACUGGCCAUUGUCCUCCUCAUUGCCCAGCUGGUGCUCACCACCAUCCUGGAGAUCUUUAUCACAGGCACUUUCCUGGCUAAAAUUGCCCGGCCCAAGAAGAGGGCCGAAACCAUCCGCUUCAGCCAGCAUGCUGUGGUGGCCACCCACGAUGGCAAACCCUGCCUCAUGAUCCGUGUUGCCAACAUGCGCAAAAGCCUCCUCAUUGGCUGCCAGGUGACAGGUAAGCUGCUCCAGACCCAUUUAACCAAGGAAGGGGAGAGCAUCCGGCUCAAUCAAGUCAAUGUGGCCUUCCAGGUGGAUACAGCCUCUGACAGCCCAUUCCUCAUCCUACCCCUUACUUUCUACCAUGUGGUGGAUGAAUCCAGCCCUCUGCGUGACCUGCCCCUGCGAAGUGGUGAGGGGGACUUUGAGUUGGUUCUCAUCCUCAGUGGGACAGUGGAAUCCACCAGUGCCACCUGCCAAGUGCGUACAUCCUACUUGCCAGAGGAGAUCCUCUGGGGCUAUGAAUUCACACCUGCCAUCUCACUCUCUGCUAGUGGCAAGUAUGUGGCUGACUUCAGCCUCUUUGACCAGGUCGUGAAAGUGAGCCCUCCUGGCAGCCUCCGAGAUACCACUGUCCGUUAUGGGGACCCUGAAAAGCUCAAGCUAGAGGAGUCAUUCCGGGAACAGGAAGGGAAGGAGGGCAGUGCCCUCAGUGUACGAAUCAGCAAUGUUUGACUGCUUUGACUCCCACUUCCCUCACCCCUUCUGGCCAGAGGAGAUAUUCUCUGGUUCAACCCUACCCCCUGACUCAUGCCUGUUCUCUCUCUCCCAGCUCCCAAGUGGGGUGUCCUACCCAGGCUCAUUGGAGAGAGCCCCAGGAUCACCCUUCUCCUAAUCCCAUCUCCCUCCACCCAGUGGCCUGUAAUUUGCCUAGGCCAGCCUGAGGGAACAGUCCCCCUUUAGACUGAGCCCCACCCUCAAGCCAAGGUUUGGGGUAUUUGGGACAGAGUAGAUUGAGCUGCGGAGGCUUAGAAAAUCCCAGCCAUUACUGGAGACUCCAUAAGAGAACUGUGCAGUUGGAUGGAUGGAUGGACUGUGCUCCAUUUAUGAAACUUGGUGCCUUGAGGAUGGAGGAUUUUCCUUUUCUCCCUUCCCACCUAGCUAGUUCCCUGAGCCCGACUCUCUCUGCUGGUCACUCUGGGGACUACAACUCUUAGAUAUUGCUGAUGCUGGGACCUGGCAAUAGAUAAAGCAUAAACCUGUCAUAGUAUCUUUGCUAUACCCCAACAGAGUAUACUACUUCUUCCUCUGAUGAGACUGAUCCCCCUUCUGGCCCAAACCUUCUGGCUUGAUCACCACCAUUUGCCCCUUUACAAUUCCCCAGGUGGACCCUCUCCCUAGGUCCAAGAUCUGACUCGUCUCUCCUUUGAUGCCUUUAUCCCCAGAGAUUGGGACUGAUCAUAAUAAAUGACCACAACAUUUAGUAAUACCACAAUCACACACUUACAGAGUUUAAAAUUCUUCAAACUGGGGAUCACUAUAUUGUCCAGAUUCCAGGCGCUUCUCUCCCUAGGCUACUCUGUGAGAGGUUGGACCCUGGCAACUGCAUUCUCCAAGGAAGGGUUCAGAUGUCUGAACCCUCAGGAAAGGGUCUAAGAUGACGUUUCAGUCAGAAGCUGUACCUAGGUACCGCUCCCUUCUCACCAGCUUGUUCAAUUCCCUUUUCCCUUCCCAUAUUGGCUCUGUUUCACAAGGUGAAUGGGAAGUGAAGAGAAGGACUUUUCUUUAUUCUUUGCUACACUGAAGACCAGAUCUCAGGGCCCAGAAGCUCUAGUGAAAUUGAAUCAAUCUCACCAAGUGGGAAUUUUUCCAUAUGCCAGGCCUUUGGGUAAAGCUUCUUGGAUGUGCCUUCAAGGAACUGGUGAUGUACUGUUGAGGACCAGACAGAAAGCAAGAUCUAUGGUUGGAAGUCACUAUUGCCACUCUUGUUUACCCUGGACACCUCUGAAAAGCACAAGUUACUUCCCAGGCCACUGGAUAAAUACCUGAAUGCUCUCAGAAAGAAGAAUAUGACAUUCCUAGGGCCUAAAGGAAGAGGAUCCACCCUGUCCCAAUGCUAUUGUUCCCCCAAAACUCAGUCCCAGAUGCUUAGUGGGCAAGUAUUCUCAAAGGAACAAGACAGCCCACCCAAGGAAGACAGUGUGAUGCAGCAGGAAGCAUGCUGGAUUUGGAGUUAGAGGACCUGAGUUCAAAUCCUGGUUCUGCCAUUUACUACCUGUGUGACCUAGAGCAAA